Molecule: messenger RNA, 1155 nt
Organism: Oncorhynchus masou masou (cherry salmon)
Lineage: Eukaryota; Metazoa; Chordata; Actinopteri; Salmoniformes; Salmonidae
Product: anoctamin-2-like
Exons: 12
Coding region: 1-1155 (384 amino acids)
Biological process (GO): chloride transmembrane transport
Cellular component (GO): plasma membrane
Molecular function (GO): intracellularly calcium-gated chloride channel activity
Source: RefSeq, a predicted model, not a curated record
AUGGUUACCACCCUCAGCAAGGGUGCUGAAAACCAGAUGCAUCCAGUUUACAGGGAUGGUGUGGAGAAGCUGACCUGGAGGGACCGUCUGCCUGGAUACCUCAUCAACAUCUCCUCCAUCCUCUUUAUGUUUGGGCUGACGUUCUCUGCGGUUUUCGGUGUGAUCGUGUAUCGUAUCGUCGUUUCCGCUCUAAUGGCGAUGUCACCUGACCCGGAGACCAAGUCUAACGUGCGUGUCACCGUCACGGCAACCGCUGUCAUCAUCAACCUGGUGGUCAUUCUGAUACUGGAUGAGAUCUACGGAGCUGUGGCCGUCUGGCUCACUGAGCUGGAGAUUCCAAGGACAGAGAGUAACUUUGAGCAGCAUCUGAUUCUGAAGGCUUUUCUACUGGGUUUGCAGUGUGCCCCUGGAGGUUGUUUAAUAGAGUUAUGUAUUCAGCUCAGCAUCAUCAUGGUGGGGAAACAACUCAUUCAGAACAAUGUCUUUGAGAUUGGCAUCCCUAAGUUGAAGAAGUUGAUCCGAGCAUGGAAGGGUAAGGGGAUUUCAUUGGAGGAGAGAGAGGAGCAGCGUGCCAGACCUCCUCAACAGUGGAACCUCGACUACACCCUGGUCCCCUUUGAAGGACUGACCCCCGAGUACAUGGAGAUGAUUAUCCAGUUUGGUUUUGUUUCUCUGUUUGUCGCAUCGUUCCCUCUGGCUCCUCUCUUCGCUCUUCUCAACAACGUGAUCGAGAUCCGCCUCGAUGCCAAGAAGUUUGUCACCGAGCUGCGACGACCGGACGCUGUCCAAGCCAAAGACAUCGGAAUCUGGUACAACAUCCUGAGUGGAAUGGGAAAGUUCUCUGUCAUUAUAAACGCGUUUGUGAUCUCGUUUACCUCAGACUUCAUUCCCAGGCUGGUGUACCAGUACAUGUACAGUCAGACGGGCACCAUGCACGGCUUCAUAGACCACACCCUCUCUCACUUCAACGUGUCCAACUUCAGACCCGGCAACGCCCCCACCUCCACAUACCUCCCUGAGACCACCGUCUGCAGGUAUAAGGACUACAGAGAGCCUCCAUGGUCAGCUGAAGCCUACCAGUUCUCUAAAACCUACUGGGCCGUCCUUGCUGCCAGACUGGCCUUCGUUAUCCUGUUCCAGGUGACUACCCCAUGA